AAUGUCAAAGUUGGGGUUCCUAUAGGGAGGGAAUCUUUGUGCUUAUGGGGUUUCCUUGGUUGGGGACUCUCUUGGGACCUUCCCUCUCGUCCCUCUCUUUCUAUCCCAACCUUUCUCUUGCUCCUCUAAUUCCUUGUGAGAUUCUUGAACUUUGAUUGAACUCUUGAGUUUGAGUUAAGUUCUCCUCCUACAGCUUACCCCCUAGUGCGUCGAAAGCCAUAGCGUCGCGGAUGCUUCAUCAAUCAACGUGAUUCAAAUUGGGAACGGUAGCUGAGAUUAAGAGCUACAACAUAUCCGAGUUUCGCGACAUUCCAACGGCUACUUUGGAUGGCUCCAACUAUGAGGAAUGGAGCGGACGGAUGAGGAGUGCCUUCAAACGCUACAAGCUACUAAAGAUUGCUGUUGGGGAAGAGAAGAUGCCGGAAGAAGGCGAAGCACGCGAACGGUGGAUUGAGAAAAACGCGGUGCUUUUCGACCUCAUCCUUCAAUCGGUCAACAAGGAGAUGUUCGAGCACAUCAAGGAUCUUGUGGAAGCGGAUGAUUCGGGGGAUGAUGUGAAGCCGGUCCUUGACAAGAUCAAGGACACCUAUGCAAGGAUGGCAGCAGCGGGCAGCAGUGUAUCUCAGCUGCAGCAGUGCACCAAGAUCAUCUCGGUGUUGGACAACUCUUGGGACAACCUCAUCCCCACCCUCAACUCUCAGCAAGAUCAAUGGACACCUGAGUGGCUAAGGCAGCAGAUUCUGCAGGAGGACUUCCGUAGACGCCAUGUGGGAGGCGGUGCUGCCACGAAGACUGCUGAGGGGUAUGGAGCUGCAGGGCGCGGCAAAGGAAGAGGGGGUUGGAGAGGCCGAGGCCGUGGGAGGAGCUUUGGCAGAGGUAGAGGCCGAGGUGACUAUAAUGAGGGGCAUGGGAGCUCCAGUGGCAGGGGGAGUACCAGAAUGGAGGGCACCUGCUGGUACUGCAAGAAGAUAGGGCAUCCUUGGUUCAACUGCAUCAAGGACCUGUGGCAGCUGCCCAUCAUCCCAUGGAAUGGGAAGACUCCAACAGCAGCAAUGGCAGCAGCGGCAAAGGCAACAGCAGGAGGAGAUGCAACUGCACCAACUGAUGGGGUCCUGGAAGCAGUCAAGAAAGUGCAGCAGCAGCAGACACAUGGUGAGGUGCUUGCUGGUGUGGAUGCGAGUGCGGCAUGGGCUAAGGCUUCAUCAAAGAGUGGAGAGGCCGAUUGGGAGACAUGGCAUGAGAGGCUGUGUCAUGUGAACUUCCCUAUGCUGCAGAAGUUGGUGAAGGAUGGGAGCCUGAAGGGCUUGGAGGUGAAAGGGGGAGUGAAGGAGAUUGGGAGCUGCCCUACAUGCUUGGAGACCAAGUUCUCCAAGUUCCCCUUCAAUAGCACUACAGGACCAGCCAAGGCCCCACUUGCACUUGUGCACAUGGAUGUGGUGGGGCCCACAAGAGCCCCUUCCCUCUCAGGCAGCCGCUAUUUCUUGACAAUUGUGGAUGACCACACUCGGGCAGAUGAGGUGCAGCAGCCUUCAAGACAGGUGGAGGUUGCAGUGUCAGAGGAGGAGAUGUCUGGGGUGACUGAGGAAGGGGGAGCAGCUGAAGUAGAGCAGCAGCAGCAGCAGCAGCAGCAGCAUGAGUCUCCACCUCGAGUUCCACACCCGCCUGAGCGUCCUAGGAGGGAUGUGCGCCCUCCAGUGAGGCUGACCUAUGGGGGAAGAGGCAAGCCGAAUGUGGUGCAGGCUGGGAGUGUGGUUGAGCAGAUUGAGGAAGAUGAGAUCGCUCACUGCUACUGGGCACCAAUCCCUGAGCCCAAGACUCGAGAGGAGGCUUUGAAUGGACCAAAUGGGGAGAAGUGGAAGGCGAGUGAGGAUGAGGAGUUCGGGUCCCUGAUUGAGAACGAGACAUGGGACCUGUUGAAAGCGGAUGGCACCAGCAUUGGGGGUUAUGUGUGCUUGCUAGGAGGUGGUGCUGUGAGCUGGCGCAGCAAGAAGCAGAAUGAGAUGGGAUUGUCCUCAUGUGAGACUGAGUACAUGGCCUUACACCAUGGGGCCAAGGAAGUAGUGUGGCUAAGGCGUUUGUUGGAGGAGUUGGGAGUUGGUCAGGAGGAGCCGACAGUUGUGUUUUGUGACAAUGAGUUCGCUGUGAAGCUCGCCAAGAAUGCUUGUCUGCAUGGGCUGACAAAACACAUAAGGCCUAAGUGGCAUUGGUGCGUCGAAAGCCAUAGCGUCGCGGAUGCUUCAUCAAUCAACGUGAUUCAAAUUGGGAACGGUAGCUGAGAUUAAGAGCUACAACAUAUCCGAGUUUCGCGACAUUCCAACGGCUAGUUUUUCCUUGACGUCGU
Molecule: messenger RNA, 2341 nt
Organism: Closterium sp. NIES-67
Lineage: Eukaryota; Viridiplantae; Streptophyta; Zygnematophyceae; Desmidiales; Closteriaceae
Source: the annotation of a GenBank genome assembly